UCCUUGCCGCAGCUCGGUGACAGAUUGAGCGCUGAUCCGUGGUAAAUUCCGGUUGAUCGAGAGGUUGCACGGAGACUCCCGCCGCUCCUGGCCAUGGGGGGCAAGCUGGUCGCGAUCGCCUUGAGCAGCGCGCUGCUCGCCCACUACAUCUACACCCCUCUCCCGGAGGCACUGGGCGAGAGGUGGAAGUUGAUGCUGGUCGAUGCUUGCUUCCGAAGUUUGGGACACCUGGCUGAGUUGAGUGAACUCAUUGGAUUCAAACAUUACAUGGAGAUGAUGAUGGUCCUCACCACAGUGGAGUUAGUGGGUCCUUCAUCUGAUGAUAAUGUCACUGUGAUGGACACCACCUUCAACCAGGUUCCAGUUCGUGUCUACAAUCCGAACAAUCUUCUCCCGAAACUGAGACGAGCAGUCAUUUACAUGCAUGGGGGCGGAUGGUGUUUAGGGAGUGCAAAAAUGAAACCGUAUGAUCUCCUGUCGAGAAAAAGUGCAACUGAACUGAAUGCUGUCAUCAUUUCCAUUGAAUAUCGAUUAGCACCAGAGCAUCACUUCCCUGAUCAGUUCAAUGACGUUUACACUGUGGUGAAGUACUUCCUACAGCGAGAUGUCUUGGCACAAUACUCAGUGGAUCCAGCUCGAGUAGCGGUGUCAGGAGACAGUGCUGGCGGGAAUUUGGCUGCUGCAGUAGCCCAGCAGAUUCGGGAGGACCGAGAAGUUCAAGUUGAGAUCAAAGUUCAGGCGUUAAUCUACCCUGCACUUCAGACCAUUGACUUUAACACUCCUUCCUACCAGCAAAACGAGAACAUGCCAAUUCUGCCCAAGACCUUAAUGGUCAGGUUUUGGAGUGAAUAUUUUAGCUGCGACAAGUCGCUGCUGAACAAGAUGAUGGCCAACAGCCAUGCCACCCAGGAAUCGAAGGACCUGAGCAUCUUUGCAAACUGGAGCGUCCUCCUGCCGAUGGAGUUCAGGAAGCACUAUUCAUACGUCCCACCGGGCAGCGAGAGCGCAGAGCUAUCCGGGAGGGUUCCUGGGGUGUUUGACCCAAGGGCUGCUCCCCUGCUGGUGGGGGAUGAGAAACUCCGGGCUCUGCCGCGGACCUACAUUGUAACCUGUGAGUAUGACGUACUGCGGGAUGAUGGGGUCAUGUACGCCACAAGAUUGAAGGUGGCAGGGGUCCAGGUCACACACGAACAUUACGAGGACUCCUUUCACGGUGCCAUGAUGUUCAACACGUGGCCAACCGAUUUUGCAAUUGGCCAGAAAAUUAUAAGCCAUUACAUUGAGUGGCUGCGAACGAAUUUGUAAAUAAAUUGCCACCCCAAUCAACCCUCCCAAUCCCCCAAACACACACCCUCAGCAUCCUGCAAAAAUCCCCGCAGUGCCUCUUCCGUACCUGCAAAUUCUUGGCAAAUGUUUCUAUGUUUUUGCUGCCCACACCCAUUCCCUAUCUGUAUUUAGUGUUAAACAUUAUGGAAAUGCACUUGGUCAGGGCCCGUUAUGACUUUCAAUGGCAGACCUAAAGGAACAUAGGAGAUUGUCAUUCGCUUAUACCUGGGCAUGGAGACCUGGUCUAUGGGUGUGACCAUUCAGCCCAUCCAAUACCAAGAUCAGGGGAAAACGGUGGAUACCACUCAAUUGGACCUCACUGCUUUGCAUGUUAACUGCCCCAACCUCCUGCCCUAAUGUGGUUCAUCCUUCAAGGUGAAGCCUUCCUCGUCCAUCAUCUGGCCUGUCUAGCUGAGUUGCGGUGGUUACUGAGGUGAUGUCUGAGGCCGUUACGCGCUCAAAAGAUUCUCCUUCCAGCAAGGUGUGGAACCACAGAAGAUUGAGUUUCGGGCCAGUUGCUUGCUUGUGAUCCUCUCCUUGUGCUCUCUGGCUCUGAUUUGGACUUGUUUGUGAAGGAAACUGUGAGGCAUUUGUAGAUUUUGAGUGAGGUUUUCCGGAGACUUGAAGUCCAUAUCAGUCAAAUUCCUCAGUGAAGUGUUUAGAAUGACCUUGUAAUGUUUCCCCAUUAGAACACAUCCUAGCUGUCCAGGUUAAUUUGCUUUGUUAAGUGUAUAACUAUUUACAAGACCACUCCUGAACUGGACUUAAUUUAUUCUUUAAUACUCGUUGACAGGAUGAAAGUGAUGCUGGGGCUUGGCUAGCAUUUAUUGCCCAGAGGGCAGUUAAUAUUCAACACAUUGCUGUGAGUCUGCAGCCACCUGUAGGUCAGACCAGGUAAGGAUGGCAAUUUCCUCCCGAGAGCAUGUUGUAUCAAACUCUGUUUGAAAUGCUCUGCUCAGCCCGAGCCUGAUAAGCUUUUUGUGUGAGAGAGUUGUAGAUUUCCAUGACUGUUUUGUGUGAAGAGGUGCAUCUUGCCCUCUGGCCACGAAUUGUUAGGUUCUGCCCAUCUUCUACACUUACCCACUUGUGGAAAUGGUUUCUCUAUUAAAUCCUAUAAUUACCUUUAAUGAAUUAGAUCUUUUAAACACAACGGUCAGAAUCCCAAUCUAUCUGCCUCAGUUUCAUAAUUUAACCCCUGAAGUGCCUAGUGGUAUUCUGCUGUAUUUUCUGCAAAUCGAAUAUAUGUACUUAAGGAGACAGUCCCCAGAAUUGGUGUCUGUAUCUUGAACAGAUCUACUUGCAGAUCAAUAAAGCUGUGAAAUGAUUUUGUUAUUUUUUGUUAUGAAUAUUUCUGGGUGUUUUCCUGCUAAAACCAUAUGGUCUGAUCCCUAAAACCAGUCAAAUCAGAAAUCAGUCUUUGUACAUGCCUAUCCUCAAACCAACAAUUAAUGCUCCAUUCUGUUGUAUAUUGUCUGUUCUGGCUCUGGUUAUGCAUGUAAAACAAUAGGACAAUAAUCAAGUGCCAUGUUAUGUAUUUACCCUGUCCUGUUUACACACUGACUGCAUAACACAAAGGAAAAUGUUAUAUCUUGUUCUUUGUA
Hemiscyllium ocellatum (epaulette shark) is the source of this 2927-nucleotide messenger RNA. It is a transcript of the gene aadac, whose product is annotated as arylacetamide deacetylase. The transcript is spliced from 5 exons. The record is from RefSeq and is a predicted model, not a curated record. Gene Ontology annotation, molecular function: carboxylic ester hydrolase activity. The coding region runs from base 94 to 1305 and encodes 403 amino acids. Gene Ontology annotation, cellular component: membrane. NCBI's taxonomy places the organism in Eukaryota, Metazoa, Chordata, Chondrichthyes, Orectolobiformes, Hemiscylliidae.